Messenger RNA from Calidris pugnax (ruff), 4229 nucleotides. RefSeq names its product GATA binding protein 2 (gene GATA2). The transcript is spliced from 7 exons. The record is from RefSeq and is a predicted model, not a curated record. NCBI's taxonomy places the organism in Eukaryota, Metazoa, Chordata, Aves, Charadriiformes, Scolopacidae. Gene Ontology annotation, molecular function: DNA-binding transcription factor activity, RNA polymerase II-specific; RNA polymerase II cis-regulatory region sequence-specific DNA binding; zinc ion binding. Gene Ontology annotation, cellular component: nucleus. Gene Ontology annotation, biological process: positive regulation of miRNA transcription; negative regulation of transcription by RNA polymerase II; positive regulation of angiogenesis. The coding region runs from base 460 to 1860 and encodes 466 amino acids.
CCGCCGGGCUCCGCGCACCCACCGCCCCGGCAGAGCCGCCGCUCCCGGCGCAGACAGGCAGGGGAGGCUCCCGGCGGCCCCGCGGAGGAGGAAAACCGGCGCUUUCCAGGCACCGGGCGGAAAACUGAAAGAAAAACCGAGGAACGGGCGAAAGGCAAGGCAUCCAUCACCACCCGCCCCGCCGAGGCACCCUGCCUCCCGCGCCGGGUGCUGCCCCGGCGCUCCCCCGGCCCCGCCGCCGCCGCCCCACCGCUGACAUAGGGACACGCUGACUCCGGGGGUCCUCCCCCCGCCUUCCGAGGGCGCACUCCAGUCACUCGGCGAUUUUUUUCCUUAAAGGAAAGCCAUCCCGGCUCCUAAAAACCCACCGGCGGCGCUCAAAGCCAUCCCCCUGCCCGCUCCCCACCGAGCGCCGCUCGCUCCUGGUCCGGGGGUGAGCGGGAGGGGAGGCCCGAGGCCAUGGAGGUGGCCACCGACCAGCCUCGCUGGAUGGCCCACCACGCCGUGCUCAACGGGCAGCACCCCGAGAGCCACCAUCCCGGACUGGCUCACAACUACAUGGAACCAGCGCAGCUCCUACCUCCGGACGAAGUCGAUGUCUUCUUCAACCACCUGGACUCCCAGGGCAACCCUUACUACGCCAAUUCCGCCCAUGCCCGGGCCAGGGUCUCCUACAGCCAGGCACACGCCCGCCUGACCGGGAGUCAAAUGUGCCGGCCUCAUCUUAUCCACAGCCCCGGGAUCCCUUGGCUGGACAGCAGCAAGGCGGCACUGUCUGCCCAUCACCACAACCCCUGGACCGUCAACCCCUUCACCAAGACACCCCUGCACCCCUCGGCGGCCGGAGCCCCCGGGGCCAUCUCGGUGUACCCGGGCAGCAGCACCUCCAGCACCGCCUCCGUCUCCUCGCUCACCCCAGCCUCGCACUCGGGCUCCCACCUCUUCGGCUUCCCCCCGACCCCUCCCAAGGAAGUGUCCCCGGACCCCAACUCCACCAGCGCUGCCUCCCCUUCAUCCUCCGCCGGGGCCCGGCAGGAGGACAAAGACAGCAUCAAGUACCAAGUGUCGCUGUCGGAGGGGAUGAAGAUGGAGAGCGCCAGCCCGCUCCGAAGCAGCCUCACCAGCAUGGGGGCCCAGCCCUCCACCCACCACCCCAUUCCCACCUACCCUUCCUACGUGCCAGCUGCCCACGACUACAGCAGCAGCCUCUUCCACCCCAGCAGCUUCCUGGGGGGCCCCGCGUCCAGCUUCACCCCCAAGCCACGAAGCAAGGCCAGAUCCUGUUCGGAAGGCAGAGAGUGUGUGAACUGUGGAGCAACUGCUACCCCUCUCUGGAGAAGAGACGGCACCGGGCAUUACCUGUGUAACGCCUGCGGGCUCUACCACAAAAUGAAUGGUCAAAACCGACCUCUCAUUAAACCUAAGCGAAGGCUGUCAGCGGCUAGGAGAGCAGGGACUUGUUGUGCCAACUGUCAGACAACCACCACGACCUUAUGGCGACGUAACGCAAACGGGGACCCAGUUUGUAAUGCCUGUGGACUCUACUAUAAAUUGCACAAUGUGAACAGGCCUCUGACCAUGAAAAAGGAAGGAAUUCAGACCAGGAAUAGGAAAAUGUCCAACAAAUCAAAGAAAAGCAAGAAAGGCUCCGAGUGUUUUGAGGAACUGUCCAAGUGCAUGCAGGAGAAAUCGUCUCCCUUCAGCGCUGCUGCCCUUGCUAGUCACAUGGCGCCCAUGGGGCAUUUGCCACCUUUCAGCCACUCUGGACACAUCCUACCAACACCUACCCCCAUCCACCCAUCUUCCAGCAUCUCAUUUGGACAUCCGCACCCAUCCAGCAUGGUCACAGCCAUGGGAUAAAACCCGAUGACCAAGAGACCCACCCAGAGAUUAAGAACAUGCGGCUUUGCCUAAGAUGACACCAAGUAAGAAAAUGUUCUGCCGAGAGGAGAAUGUAGGGAUGGCAAAACGGGAUCUUUGCUCCCAUGUGGUUUAACUCUUAAUGCUGGACUAAAACCUCGCAAACGAUGGGUCUUCUGCAGAAAUGUGUAGUGGUGCCUGUAAUGCACUUUGCCCCCUCAGGUAUAAGGAAAAAGAACUCACCUGUUUGAUACUUAACGGUCCAGCAGGAAGCAAAAGGUGGCAGAAGCUGAAGGAAAAGGCUUGGAACUGGCUUUCCUUUCUCUCUUUGUUAUUACUGUGAAUAUUGUAAAGAGAUAUAAGCAGCCUCCCAGGAUAGAAUCGGCUUACUGGAAGCCAGACAUGCUGGAUUUCUAUCGUGGACUCUGUUUGGGAUGGGGAAAAAACAUAAAAAUAAAAAAAGGACAUCUUUAUAAAAAUGUAAUUUUUAAAAUGAAAUCAGACACAAAGUCAUAUUUAUUUUGCUCUUGUUUUCCACAAAAAGCCUCAACCUUCUGAUUGCAUGUUUUCGUGCUGUUGUUUGCAAUGUUAAGAAAACCUGCCUUCAAAACAAGCGGGGGAGAGGGGGGGAUUAGCUCCAUCUAUCUUCCAUACCAAAAUCUCUACUAGGAAGGGUGGAAAGACUGGGGAGGGAAAGAAAGCAAAAAUGUAGCUGUACGGGAUUUUAAUGUGCCCAAGAUGGUGAUUAUUUUGCCUCAAUUUCUUCAUUCUUCUCCCUAACAUGAAAGAUUUAUUUAAAAACAAAACAAAACAAAAACCAGCCCCCCCCUUCCAACUACCCUAGUAUUCCUCAAAACAGAGAGCUAGAUCAGACAAAUCGUUGGGGAAAAAAACUCUCGGGAAGGCAAUCCUGCGCUAGCGAGGGGUGAGAUACAGGCGUUUAUCACCAGUGUCACAGUUAACUUCUAGCACAGCAAAAAACCAUCGCAGGGCAUAAAAACAUCCAACUCGCAGACUUUCGAGGUUGAAGCAUUUUGUUCUGUUGUGUUGGCAGCUGUCGCUUAAAAAUGCAGAUUAGCUGCUUGGGUAAACUUACGGCAGUGUGGUGGCCACCACGUCCACACGCAGCCAGCCAGCGCGUGUACCGGCUCAGGCAUCCAGGCCCCGGUGGACUUCACAGGGAGGAAGGGCAGAAAAGAGGUUGAGAUCACUGGAGAGGGGAAAGAGAGAGAGACAAUCAGUUUGAGCUUCACACAUCCGUCAAACCCCCAGACACAACGACAGCUGAUGAGACGAGGGAAAGCAUCGUUCUAAUGGGAACGUCCGUUUUCCGUAGUGUAUUUUAUAUGAAAAAAAAAAAAAACCAGACAAAAAAAAGAAAAAAAAUGAAAUCUCCCAUUAUUAAACCAUACUGUACGUAAAUGACCGAAAACAAAGCUAUUACCAAUGUGAAGUGUAUUCUAUUGAUUGUUAUGAUCUGAUGCCUCUCGUGAACACAAGCUCCAGUAUAACAUACAGUGUACAUAUUUAGCUAUACUUCUGAUGAAAAAUGCCCCCAUGAACAGAGGGGUUUGAUAAUGUAAACCACGUAAGCUUAACUCUGUGACAAGCUUUUUAUUUUUUUUAAUUUUUAACUUUUUUGUUGUUGGGGUUUUUCUUUUUUUUUCUUUUUUUCUUUUUUUUUUUUUUUUGGAUCAAGCCAAUUGUAUCUUUACUGCAAAAGUCCUGCUUUAAAGAAAAAAACUGAAACAAAUAAAAAUGGAUGUACAUCAAAUUUUAUCCUAAAUAUGUAAUUCAAAUAUUUGAUAGUGAAUUAAGAACCAAGCAGCCAUGAAAAUCCUGCUUUCCUCCUUUUUCUGGUCUGCGUAGGCAUAUAGGUGCACUUUGUAAAGAAGUGGAAAUAAACGGGAAACUAAAUUGGUUGGGAGAAAUCAUAAGAAUUUUUAGUCUAGCGAGGUAAAAAAUUGGGUCCUUUUUACUUACUACUUUUUACAAUGGUACAGCUGUACAUUAUUUGUAUCCAACUCAAAUUUCUCUAGGAUUUGGGCAGGGGGGUGGGGAAAGGAUGUGGGUGGAAGACAGGGAUUACUGAUACAGUUGACAAAGUGCAAUAUAUUGUCAGUCACUGCAGCAUAGACAACAGCAGUUGAGAUUUAAAUUAUUUUGUACUUGUAUCAGCAUAAAAAAAUUCUGCAGUAUUUUCUGUUUUUAUUUUAUUUUUUUUAUUUUGCUUAUUUUUGGAUUAGUGAACUAAGUUAUUGUUAAUUAUGUACAACAUGUUUAUAUAUUGUCUGUAAAAAGUGUAUGCUUUCCUCAUAUUCCUUCAAGGUGAAUAUUGCUAAGAAUAAUAAAAUACCUUUUUUGUGAAA